AAUUUCAUUGACAAAAAAUAACAUAGAUAUUAUAGAUCAAAUCAAGGAUACUUCGAUGUCAAUAAUUCCUGAAUGGAAUAAUUGCUCAAGUAAUAUUAAGUAUUAGGUGACGUGAACGAAUCUCAAUAGUAUUUAAUGAAUAAUUGAUCUAUUAGGGUUACUACUUACUACUGAAGCAAUAGAAAUGUAGAGUCACUCAUUCAAUCAAAGGUCAUACUUUAGUCUUUCUGUGGUGGUAAACUAUGAUCUGGAAUUAUUAAAAUAAAACAGAGCUCUUAUGGAUUCACAUUGAUUGAUUUGAUGAAUAACUUAUUUUCAUUAGAACAACAAAUAAUUGAAAUAUUUCUCACAAUAAAAUAGAAAUCUCAUUAGAAAAUGCAGUCGAAGGUUUUUGAGGAUAUUUUAGAACCUCGAAGAACAGAGCUUUGUCAUUACAUUUGGAUUUCGAGAAGAAUUGAUGCAGCCAUAGCAUUUAAACAAAGGGUUAGACCUAAUCCAGAAAGCCAUAAAGAAGCUGUACUUAAGAAUAUUCAAAUUCAAGAAUUUUUGGAUAAAAUAUCCAGAGAAAAAAAUAUUCCCAAACAAUAUUUAGAAACACAAGUUCAGCUCAUCUUAGAUGAAAUUGGGUAUAAUAAAAAUCUCAGAAUAAUACGUGGAUUAGCUUUAUUACUCAUCAAGAUCUGUCUCAAAGUUUGUAAGGGUAUUUACAUCAAUAAUGACAGUAUUUUACAUACUAAAACCUUAAUGGGCAAUAACCCUAUAAUUUUUGUUCCAAGUCAUCGAAGUUAUGCAGAUUUCAUUUUGAUGUCAUUUGUAUGUUUCACAUAUGAUGUUGAAAUACCUUGUAUUGCUGCAGGAAUGGAUUUCCAUGGGAUGUGGGCAAUGGGUUCAAUUUUAAGGGAUACAGGAGCGUUUUUCAUGAGAAGAUCUUAUAAUAAUGAUUAUUUGUAUUGGACUACAUUCAAACAAUAUAUCAAUCAGCUUGUAAUAAAUGGGGAGUUACCAAUAGAGUUCUUUAUUGAGGGAACUCGUAGUAGAAGUAAUAAAUCUUUGAUGCCAAAAUAUGGUCUACUUAAUAUGAUUCUAAAACCAUUAUUUCUAAGACAAGUGCCAGAUAUCAUAUUUGUGCCAAUAAGUAUUAGUUAUGAGAGAAUUAUGGAAGAAAAAUUAUUUUCCUAUGAAUUAUUGGGAGUUCCGAAACCUAAAGAGAGUACAUCUGGGUUUUUCAAGUCACUCAGCAUUAUAAAGGAAAGUUAUGGAAGUGUCCAUUUGAAUUUUGGCCAUCCAAUAUCUGGAAGAAAAUUCUUCGGAGAAAAAUUGCAAACAUCUCAUCAUUCCAUAGGAUCUAUUCAUCAACAAGAGUUGAGUGAAUAUGAUAAAAACAUUAUACCAUCCCUUGCACAUGAAAUCAUCCACUGUCAACAAAAAUUGUCAAUUUUGAAUAUUAUAAAUUUGAUUGCUCUCCUUGUUAACCAUAAUCUAUCUAAUUGUAAAGAGCUUCUCAGUUAUGUUGAAUUGAGAGAUAAGGUUUUAUGGUUAAAAAAAAUGUUGGAGGAACUUGGAGCAAAUAUAUGGUGCACAGAUGUAGACAACGAAAUCCAAGAAGCUUUAAAAGUACACAAUAAUAAAAUUAUUCUAAAUAACGGAAAGAUUGAUGUUGCACGAGAAAAUAUUGACUUAACAAAUUUGAAUGUGACAAAAUUAAAGGCCCACAGGCUUACAGAGGAAGUCAUGUCAUAUUCUGUUCCUUUAGUUAUGCUCUACAUUUAUAUAAAUCCAGUUUUACAUCACUUAGUUGAUUUAGCAAUAAUCGUAGCAGUAUUCAAACAGAAAGUGCAAAUAACAAUAGAUGAUCUGCGAAAUCAUUACAUUUACAUGAGAACUAUAUUAUUAUAUGAGUUUGUUACAUAUUUUCCGGAUAUAGAGAAGGAAUUUAUGAAAGCUUUCAGCCAAAGUAUUACUUUAGAAUUGAUUGUAAAAACCAGUGAUACCAAUUAUAGUUUAGGAAAAAAUGAAGAUAUGCAAGAAAUAUUACUAUCUUCUAUACAGCCAUUCUUAUAUUCAUACUACAAAAUGGUCAUAGUUCUUGAGACUUAUGGAAGUUGUGAUGAAAAAAAAAUAUUGACUGAAACACAAAAGCAAAUUGUUUCUGAAAUGAAAAACUUGUUUAUACAUCCCUAUAGUUUGAAUUUGGACACAUUUUCGCAUUGCUUAAGUUCACUGACUAAUUUUAAGGCUGUGGAGAGGGUUAAAAGUACCAAUGGUCUUUCAUAUAAUGUGGAUUAUGAAAAAUUAUUGGAAAUAAAAGCAAAUUUAGAGCCAUAUAUAUUGGAGUUAUACAAGGGAAAAAUAUUGACAACUUUGUCAAAACAUAAAUUAUAAGUAUGUUUUAUGUGCUAUUUUUUUUUAAUAUUUUUUGGAACAUUUUAUUUUUAUUGAUGUUAUUUAUAUUUUGGAUUUAGGUGCAAGUAUUAAAUCAGUAUUUGAUGGUU
Molecule: messenger RNA, 2492 nt
Organism: Harmonia axyridis
Lineage: Eukaryota; Metazoa; Arthropoda; Insecta; Coleoptera; Coccinellidae
Gene: Dhap-at
Product: dihydroxyacetone phosphate acyltransferase
Exons: 11
Coding region: 376-2382 (668 amino acids)
Biological process (GO): ether lipid biosynthetic process
Cellular component (GO): mitochondrial membrane; peroxisomal membrane
Molecular function (GO): glycerone-phosphate O-acyltransferase activity
Source: RefSeq, a predicted model, not a curated record